Molecule: messenger RNA, 1752 nt
Organism: Vombatus ursinus (common wombat)
Lineage: Eukaryota; Metazoa; Chordata; Mammalia; Diprotodontia; Vombatidae
Product: carbohydrate-binding protein AWN-like
Exons: 10
Coding region: 22-696 (224 amino acids)
Source: RefSeq, a predicted model, not a curated record
CUGACAGGAUCUCUAUUUAGAAUGGAGAGGUCAAUGGGCUUCAUCUGGACCCUCCUUUUGAGUGCAGGCAUUGUGUGGAUUGUCUCAUCAGAGACGACAAGGACUGCAUCACCUGUCUGUGGUGGAAUUCUCACAAAGCCUUCAGGGAAAUUCUCCAGCCCCAAGGGACCUACACACUCAGUGUCCUUCAAGUGUAUCUGGUCCAUCCAAGUGGCAUACUCUCACAGAGUCUCACUGGCUUUUCCUCACCUCAAUUUAAGCUGUUCCACUGAAUAUGUUGAAGUACUUGAUGGGACCCCAACUUCUCGUUCUUUGGGGAAAGUGUGCAAUGGACUCUACCUCACCUACCAGUCCUCUUCAAACAUCAUGACUGUUGUGUUCUCUAGAAAUUCGAGCCAGUCCUCUACUUGGUUUGAUGGCUAUUACUAUGCUGAGCUGGAAGCUCCUACAUCGACCGUAGUGCCAACAACUGCUCUACGUUGUGGAGGUCUACUUAUCCAGCCCAAAGGGACAUUUUCUAGCCCAUCGUAUCUGGAAAACUAUCCACACAGUGUGCAAUGUGUCUGGGAGAUUGAAGUGCCAAAGACCUACCAGAUAAGCCUUACCCUGAAAACAUUCAACACUGUCAUGCACAGAAGAUCAGAUGUAUGCAGCAGUCAGCAAGCAAUAUCUGCAGUCACUAGGUUACAGUGCUAAGAACAUAUCUCUGCACAACUCAUCCUGUGAGCCUGAAGUUAUCACAAGAUACAUAAUAUUCAGCAUCCCAUUUAAUGGUUGUGGAACUGUCAUACAGGAAAAAGAUGACACCAUCAUCUACUCCAAUGUGAUUUCCACAAACCAAUCCAGCAGAGUCAUUUCGAGGCUAAAGAACUUCUGCUUACAUCUCUCCUGCAGAAUGAAUAAGAAUAUCAUGGUAGAAGUCAAAUACUUGGCAGAUCACUCCAUUGAUAUUACCAGACAUCAAUAUGGCCAUUAUGGCCUGCAGGUCUCAUUUUAUGAAUCACCAUUGUUUGAACAUCCAGUGAUUGAAACCCCAUACUAUGUACAACUCAACCAGGAUGUAUUCUUUCAACUCAUGCUGAGACAUUUUGACCCAAAUCUGGUGCUUUCUGUAGAUACUUGUGUGGCCUCUCCCUAUGAUGAUGAUUUUGAAACUGUGACCUAUUAUUUAAUUCGACAUGGAUGUGUGAGUGACCCCACCUAUACUGCUUACUCUUCUCCAAACCCCAAUGUUGUCAAGUUCAAGUUUAAUGUCUUCAAGUUUCUUAAACAAUAUGAUGCUGUUUAUCUGAAGUGCCAAAUGGUUAUAUGCAGAGCAGAUGAUGCCUCUUCUCAGUGCCUCCGAGGCUGCACAUUCAGAUCAAAGCGAGAAACGCACCCUGAGUGGGACAAAGUGGAUGUCGUGGUGAGACCAGUUCGUCUACGGAGGGAAACAUCCCUGGAAAAAGAGCCUGCCAUUAUCAGUGGAUCCCCUCAUGAAAAUGAAAGAAGAUACAGUUUCCUUCUUGGGAUCACAGUGCUGCUGGGAAUUAAAAUGUGUUGCUUCUGAAAAAAAAAUUCAUUGAAAAGGAGCUGAGGUCAAACAUUAAGUGGAGCUGAAAGCAAGAACAUCUCCUUGUGAAGUUGGAAUUUGUUUCUGAACAAAGUUAGUUUAAGGUAGUUUCUAGAAAUUGCACAGUGGCAUAGAAGAGAGAACAAUUAGUUUGAAAUAGGUAAAGGUAUCCUUACAGAGUGGUUUUCGUGUGUCUUGAA